UUUUAAAUCGUGAAAAAUAGCUAACGUUUGGAUAUGUUAAACAUAUAGGAAGUCCGUUUAUUAAUGAAACUUACUUAAUCAUAAGUCAAAAAACUUGACAUAAAACCAAUAAAACUACUGUUUCUUAGUUCAACAAUAAAAUGAAGACUGGCCCAUCUAAUGGUAUUAUCUCCUACAAAUCUGGAAGGUGCAAAAACUCAGCCAUCAUCCUUCAAAAUAGUGUCAUAAUAACCACAGGUCUCGUUCUGCUGCAGAUAAGAGAAUUAUUUAAAGAUUUGAACGAUGAUUUGAGGCAAGACGCCUGCCUUAGCGGUCAAAAACUAGAAUCGUUGGAACAAUUUGAUUUUCGAACCAUUAGCAAGCAUCAGAAUCAUUUUGUUGAGAAGAAAGUAAAAAUUGGGUGCAUUCUGUAUUCAAAAAAUAUAGCCAACACACUUGUUAAGUAUUUCCAAGGCUUGAAGAUAUCCAUAAAUGGUCAAGUGGAAUCCAUACAAGAUUGUGUAGAUUUAUUUUCAACUUUGCUGAUAUUUCAGUAUGAGCAUUGUGAUUAUUCUUUACCAGCUUUGAAACACAUGUUUUCGAAUAGUUUUCGAACUAAUUCAAAUAAACUUAGAAUAUUAGAUGAAAUAGUAUGUGUUGGUGCUCCCUUUGGAAACGAAAAUUUCAUCAAUAGUUUUAAUUUUGGACACAUUGCCAACGUAUUUGGAGAAAAUCAAAGCUUAGCCUUGCUAAACGUGUCUUCUACUUUUGGAUGCCAAGGAUGUGGAGUUUACGAUAAGAAUUUAAAUCUACGAUUCGUUCUGCUGGAAUCUAAUUUCAUUCAUCAUAAUGGCAAUGUAAUCUUUCCAUUGGCUGCUAAUAUAGAAGAAUUCUACAAAAUUAUUUUUCCGUCACAUGUCUUGUCAAAACCCGUAACACCUCUGCCAGUUUUCACAAAUUCAGUAUGUUUGUUAGAAUCGAUCGGAUCCUGGGGUAGCGGCUGUUUGUUCGUGAUGGAGAAAAAAUAUUUCAUUUUAACAUGCGCGCAUAUCUUAAACGGGGAACACAUUUUUUGUCAUUAUAAAGGGAAAAACUUAAAAACUGAUCUGAUCUACAAAAACCCAGAAUAUAACACAGCCUUCGAUAUCGCCUUAUUGAGCGUUAAUUCAAACUUUAGAUUCUGUGAUAUUGGCCAAUUGACGCACGAAAAACCAAAAAUUGGACAAACGUCUACCGGGGAAAGGUUGUACAAUACAGCAAGGGCGUGCUACUAACGGAUUGUCCAGUACAAGCAGGUCAAAGUGGUGGGCCCAUAUUCGAUGCGCGGGGUUAUCUCUUGGCCGUGAUGGUGUCUAACUUUAAGAACG
Uranotaenia lowii is the source of this 1346-nucleotide messenger RNA. RefSeq lists its product as uncharacterized. The record is from RefSeq and is a predicted model, not a curated record. Bases 141 to 1253 code for a protein of 370 amino acids. The transcript is spliced from 6 exons. Gene Ontology annotation, molecular function: serine-type endopeptidase activity. Lineage: Eukaryota; Metazoa; Arthropoda; Insecta; Diptera; Culicidae. Gene Ontology annotation, biological process: regulation of fatty acid beta-oxidation; protein processing. Gene Ontology annotation, cellular component: peroxisome.